This is a messenger RNA of Homalodisca vitripennis (glassy-winged sharpshooter), 4659 nucleotides long. RefSeq lists its product as uncharacterized. Gene Ontology annotation, molecular function: DNA helicase activity. Lineage: Eukaryota; Metazoa; Arthropoda; Insecta; Hemiptera; Cicadellidae. The record is from RefSeq and is a predicted model, not a curated record. Gene Ontology annotation, biological process: DNA repair; telomere maintenance. The transcript has 3 exons. Bases 4 to 4659 code for a protein of 1551 amino acids.
AAAAUGCCACGUCUUCGUGGAAGAGGACGAAAUAUUGGUCGACGUACUCGACACGCACAAUUGGCCCAUGAUCGUCGAUUGAAUAGAACAGAUCAAGAACACUCAACGGAUAAUGUAACUUUAAUGGAUCAAGUUGCACGUACACGUGCAAAUGAAAAUUCAGAACAACGGAAUCAACGUCUCCGUGCUAAUGCAUUAAGACAACGUGAGGCACGUCAACGAACGACCAAUGCACACAGAGAGCGUAACCAACGGCGAAUGCAAGAUAGUCGAGCAUUGACACGAGCAUCUCUUAAUCGUCUCGCAUUUGAAUAUGACCCUGAAAUAGACUAUUCAUCACAUGUACUAAUUAUGAUCGGCAGUAUGGACAAAGAGUGUCAAUAUUGUCAUGCUUUGAAGUACAAAGAUGAAACAGCUGGUUUAUGUUGCACAUCUGGAAAAAUUUCACUGCCACCAUUAAAACCACCACCCGAACCUUUAAAAUCACUAUUAGCUGGAACCACAUCUCAAUCAAAAUUGUUUUUUAAAAAAAUUCGUAAAUUCAAUUCUUGCUUUCAAAUGACAUCAUUUGGAGCAACAAAAAUUGUUCAUAAUGAAGAUGGACGUAAUUUUGAAUCUACAUUCAAGAUUCAAGGUCAAGUUUACCACCAAAUUGGUUCAUUGCUUCCAAUGCCUGAUGCUGAUCCAAAAUUCUUACAAAUUUAUUUUAUGGGUGAUGAGGAGCAACAAACCCAUAUGCGCUGUGUAUACAAUCAUAUGGAGCAAAUGGAGGAACGAGAAAUUGUGGACAUUUUGGAAACGUUUUUUCUAAACCAUAACCAAUUGUUACGAUUGUUCAAGACUCUUUCUAACAGACUGGAAUACGACAACUACGUCAUUGUUAUUAAAGCAGACAAAGUGCCCCAUGGAGAGCACGCAGGCACAUAUAAUGUUCCAACUCUUAAUGAAGUUGCAGUUGUUAUGGCUGGUGAUCCAUGUGAACGUCGAGAUAUUCGCAUACAACGCAGAGAUAACACGAUGCAAAUAAUUCAAGACAAUCAUCGUUCUUAUGAUGCACUGCAAUAUCCAUUGAUAUUUUGGGAAGGAGAAGAUGGAUAUCAUUUAAAUAUUAAACAACGGAAUCCAACUACAGGUGAAGAACUGAUCAAGAAAGUUAGUGCGAUGAACUUCUACGCAUACCGGUUGAUGAUUCGUGCUAAUGAAGAAAAUCACAUUCUCCGAUGCAGACAGCUAUUUCAUCAGUAUGUAGUCGAUAUGUAUGUUAAAAUCGAAAGUGAGAGGUUACGGUAUAUAAAAUUUAAUCAAGUAAAACUUCGUUCUGAGGAAUACAUUCAUUUACGUGAUGCUGUAAUCGGUAACGUAGAUGCAACGAAUGAUAUAAACAACAUCGGUACCGCAUAUAUUCUUCCAUCAUCAUACAUUGGUAGUCCGCGUCAUAUGCAAGAAUAUAUUCAAGACGCCAUGACUUACGUACGUGCAUACGGCCGACCAGAUCUUUUUAUCACAUUUACGUGUAAUCCAAACUGGGAUGAAAUUAACAUUUUACUGUUGUCAGGUCAAACAACAAUGCAUCGCCAUGAUAUUACUGCACGUGUGUUCAAACAAAAAUUAAAAUCUUUGAUGAAUUUGAUUACACAUCACUCGGUAUUUGGUGAAACACUAUGUUGGCUUUACUCUGUUGAAUGGCAAAAACGAGGUUUACCUCAUGCGCAUAUUUUGAUUUGGUUAGUGGAUAAAGUAUGCCCACAAGAAAUUGACAAAAUUAUUUCAGCGGAGAUUCCGGAUCCGAAUUUUGAUAAAGAAUUAUUUAACAUUGUUACUACUAAUAUGAUCCAUGGUCCAUGUGGUACUCUAAAUAUGGUGUCACCAUGUAUGGAUAAUGGGAAAUGUACAAAACGUUUUCCAAAACCAUGUCAAACUGAUACUAUCACCAAUAUCGACGGUUAUCCAUCUUACCGUCGUAGAGACGUAGACAAUGGUGGUCAAUCAUAUGAAUUACGCCUGUCAAACGGUGUAAGAGUAGAUAUUGAUAAUCGCUGGGUGGUUCCAUAUUCACCAUUGCUGUGCAAAACCUAUAAAGCACACAUAAACGUUGAAUUAUGCAGUUCGGUGAAGUCUAUCAAAUACAUUUGUAAGUACGUUCAUAAGGGCAGUGAUAAAGCUAUAUUUUCUGUUCAAAAUGUAAACGACAAUGAUGAAAUAACACGUUAUCAAUUGGGGAGAUACAUAAGUAGUAAUGAAGCUAUUUGGCGCAUUUUUUCGUUCCCUAUACAUGAAAGGAAUCCUGCUGUUAUACAUUUGGCUGUGCACCUUGAAAAUGGACAGCGUGUUUAUUUUACAGAACAGACUGCAAUACAACAAGCUUUAACAGCUCCAAAAACAACUCUUACUGAAUUUUUCAACCUUUGUAAACGACAAGAUGUUGUUGGUCAAUUCGCAAAGACGUUACUGUAUACUGAUGUUCCUAAAUUUUUUACAUGGAAUAAACAAUCAAAACGUUGGGAACCACGGAAACGAGGCAUUCCAGUCCCAGAGUUCACCAAUAUAUUUAUGACAAAUACUCUAGGCAGAUUAUAUACAGUUCAUCCUAAGCAACGCGAAUGCUUUUUUCUGCGUUUGUUAUUGGUUAAUGUUCCUGGACCAACAUCCUUUCAAUAUUUGCGAAAAGUAAAUGGUAUUUUAUAUGACACUUUCUUUGAUGCAUGUUGUGAGUUAAAUUUAUUGGAGGAUGAUAACCAUUGGGACCUCACACUUGCAGAUGCAGCACUGAGCUCAUCUCCACAGCAAAUUCGUCAAUUAUUUUCAAUAAUAUUGACAACGUGUUUUCCAACUGAAGCAUCUACUCUGUGGAACAAAUAUAAAGACUCAAUGAGUGAAGAUAUUUUGCAUCGUAUUAGAGCUACUAAUCAAAAUCCCAACAUUGAAUUCUCAGAAGAAAUAUAUAACAAGGCAUUAAUAAUGAUUGAAGAUAUUUGUACUCUCAUUUCGAACAUGCCGCUCAUCCAUUUCAACAUGCCAGCACCGAACCGCCCAGCAGCAGAUAUCAUCAACAGCGAUGUUCAACGUGAACACCAAUUCGAUAUGACUUAUUUGGCUACUUUUGUUGCUAAUAAUGAACGAUUGCUUACUGUUGAGCAACGAAAUGUGUAUGAUCGAAUAAACGUAUCAUUUGCAGCACAACAAGAUGGAUUCUUUUUUUUGGAUGCACCAGGUGGCACUGGCAAAACAUUUCUCAUCUCACUGAUACUUGCGCGCAUUCGAUCACAAAAUCAUAUUGCAUUGGCAAUUGCUUCAUCAGGCAUUGCAGCCACCUUACUUGAUGGUGGACGGACUGCGCAUUCAGCACUUAAAUUACCUUUAAAUAUUCAUACAAAUCCCGAAGCAAUGUGUAACAUAAAUAAGCAUUCAGGCAUGGCAAAAGUUUUGAAAAAGUGCAAAAUUAUUAUCUGGGACGAAUGUACAAUGGCCCACAAGCAUUCGCUUGAAGCUCUCGACAGAUCCCUAAAAGAUAUCAAAGAUGAUACUAGGCUUUUUGGUGGUACUCUACUUCUGCUGUCUGGUGAUUUCAGACAAACAUUACCCGUCAUUCCACGUGCGACAUAUGCGGACGAAAUAAAUGCAUGUUUGAAAGAAUCUUAUCUAUGGCGAAGUGUCAGCAAAUUAUGCCUUACUCUUAAUAUGCGCGUUCAACUUCACAAUGAUCCAUUAGCGUCAGAAUUCUCUAAAAUAUUGUUAGACAUUGGCAAUGGUAAAGUUCAAUUUUAUGAAAAUACACAAUAUAUAAGACUCCCAGAGAAUUUUUGCAACAUGGUGGCUACCAAAGAUGACUUAGUAAAAUGUGUAUUUCCAGAUUUGCAACAUAAUUAUACCAAUCAUGCAUGGCUAUGUGAGCGAGCUAUUUUAGCCGCAAAAAAUUUAGAUGUUGAUGCAAUCAAUUUUAAAAUACAACAAUCUUUGCCUGGUAAUGAAAUUACAUUCAAAUCAAUUGACACCGUUGUUGAUCCUGAUGAAGCUGUCAACUAUCCUGUAGAGUUUUUAAAUUCACUGGAUUUACCUGGAAUGCCACCACAUAAUUUGCGAUUGAAGAUUGGUUCACCAAUAAUUUUGCUUCGGAAUUUGAAUGCUCCGAAAUUGUGUAAUGGAACGAGACUGGUCAUAAAAAAAAUCAUGGCCAACAUUCUUGAAGCCAGUAUUUUAAGCGGAAGAUUUCAAGCGGAGAAGACCGCUGAAGACACAGACCAGCUUGUGAUCGAUCUCUGCCGUGACCGACUAGGCCUGGAGAUGACCCGAGAGCAGUUGAGUCGCAGCCACCGCGUCGGGAAAUCUCAGCCUGGACCAGCACCUGACGGCCGUAAGAGGAGUCAUGCAAUUAUUGUUCAAUUCUGCAGCUACUGGGACCGGCGGAAGGUUUUUGAUUCCAAGAAACGACUUAAAGGGAUCUGGCGUCACAAUCAGAGAAGAUCUGACGGCCCGGCGGACGGAGGUGUUGCGACAGGCGACGGGGCGUUUCGUGGCCAGGAGCAUUUGGACUCAGGAUGGACGCGUGAUGUGGGUCGACCAUCAGGGCGCUCGGGGUGUGGCGAUGAGACUGGCGGACCUUCCUGUGGCGAAGAUUGGACUGGCUACACCUAUCAGCUAAGACCCUCCUUUUACUUCUAA